AUGUCGGCCUCUCAGCGAAAGGUGGCAGUCAAGAAAGUGGCGGCAAAGAAGCUCGACAUGGAUUCCUCCCUGUCUGGGGUGUCUUCGGCGGAUUCGGCGAAGCAGCCACAGCCCUCCGGCUCGGCUGAGCCAGCAACAAGUGCGGGGCCUGGCGUAGCGGGGGGCGACACCGCUGAGCAGGGAAAACCGAAACUGUCCCUGUCAUCUAGAGACAGCGACGUUGCAACAUGCACGGCUGAACCCACGCUGGGGGAGGUCGACGGCGGGGGGGGGGAGCCUGCUGCCUCGGAUGCGUCGGUGAUCACUCCGAACGAUCAGACACUGCAGAGAAUUUACAACUGGCAGCAGGACGACCUCUCUCGCAUGCCCAUCAUCUCCGACGAUGAGUCGACGGGCUCUCUACCGGCUUCGCCAAUUAUUGGAGGCAAAAGGAGACAGAGCCUGCUCCUGACAUCCGGGAGGCGUUUGGGCGUAGAGAUGGACGCAGCCACGAAGGAGGCAAACGAGGCGCUCCUCAGGGGGAAAGAGGCCCUGGAGUCUUGCGGCAACAUCAAGAGGGAAUGCAAACAAACGGCAUUAGAAAGUCUCCAAACCCUCUAUGAGAUUACCCUGGCGCUAUCGGACUCCAGGUCCAGACAUAAGGAGAACCUGGAGAAGGAGCGGUCGAGGCACGCCAGGGAGCUCUUGAGGGCUGAGAGGGCUCACAGAGCCUUUGAAAGGAUCGGCCAGAUUGACCGGGGGCUCGCGGACCUGAGAAAAAGACAGGAGGACUUGGCUGCCCACCUAGUUCAGCAUAAGGCGAGCCCAACCGAUGGCAGCCACGUAGAGUUCUCAGACAUUAAGACAGGAUUGAGAACACUGUCAUCCCAACUGGAUGCGCUCCGCAGGGACUCCGAGAAGGCCGAGAGGGAGAGCCUAAAAACCGGGGAAGCCUGCCGCGAGGUCCUCUCUGCCAUCGGCUCACAACCAAACGACCAAGGCAUGGCCGGCGUGGGGGAGGAGAUUGCGAGUAUUAGAGCGGAGAUCGCUGAGCUCUCCAACUGA
Molecule: messenger RNA, 1044 nt
Organism: Arctia plantaginis
Lineage: Eukaryota; Metazoa; Arthropoda; Insecta; Lepidoptera; Erebidae
Source: the annotation of a GenBank genome assembly